This is a messenger RNA of Atta colombica, 3022 nucleotides long. RefSeq names its product sodium- and chloride-dependent GABA transporter ine-like (gene ine). The record is from RefSeq and is a predicted model, not a curated record. The transcript has 11 exons. The coding region runs from base 124 to 2613 and encodes 829 amino acids. Gene Ontology annotation, biological process: sodium ion transmembrane transport. Gene Ontology annotation, cellular component: membrane. Lineage: Eukaryota; Metazoa; Arthropoda; Insecta; Hymenoptera; Formicidae.
GAUAGCAGCAUCAAUGGCAGCACCAGUGACGAACCGCGUAACGAGAGCAAGUCUGUCCUACUGAAGCACGGGGAUGCUACCCACGGCAAAUUCCUCGGCAAACAGGCCGGCUGCGUGCGUAAAAUGAGCACGAUGCUUGAAGAAGAGGACGACGUGUCCGACGAUGCGGAUCCAGACGUGAUCAGAAUCCGCUGUCAACAUCAAAAACAUUCUGAGAUCGAAACCGAGUGGUCCUCAGAAGAGGAGAAAGAUCAUUUGCUGAACACCGCCAAACAUGAGAUCCUUGUUGUGCCGAGUACUAGUGGUAACAAUGUCAAAAGAGUGGCCAGCCACGACGACAGUCCCGAAAGUAUUCCUCGAGAUAAAGGCCAUCGGCGGCGGCCGCAGCCACGGCUGGUGCUUGAUCAAGCUGACUCCGGGUCGAGUUCGGAUCGCGACAACGGAUUGCAUAGUCCUGGCAGAUCGAGCGCCAGAAGCAUCGAUCCACGGCAAUAUCAUUAUUGUGCCAAUGUGCAUUCGCCGAGAAUCUUCAGCAUGGAUGAGAACCAUCAGCACUGUCCCUGCUGCCAUCAAUUAUCACCUACCUGGACCUCUCUGUAUACGGAGAACAACGGAAGUCAGGCUCGCUCAUUCCCCGACACGAUCUCGAUCAGAUCUCUGGCGUCGAUCGGCCUGGGCUCUUCUGACGGCCGGAAGCUCACGAUACGUAGAGUUCCCACUUCGCCGUCGGAGCUGCUUAACGUGGUACAUCCGCCACCUUUCGAGGAUGACGUUUCUACGUGGACCAGCUAUGACGAUCUGGACGCGGAUCCCGGCGAUUAUCGGCAACCCAGGAGGCUUCAUUGGGCGAAUAAAAUGGAAUUCGUUCUCGCUUGUAUAGGCUAUUCCGUCGGUCUCGGUAACGUCUGGAGAUUUCCUUACUUGUGCUACAAAAGUGGCGGCGGUGUGUUCCUCGUGCCUUACUUUUUAAUACUCGUAGUAUGUGGAGUACCAUUGCUGUACAUGGAACUCAGCAUCGGACAAUUCACUCGUCGCGGCCCAAUCGGAGCCCUGGGUCAAGUAUGUCCAUUGUUGAAAGGAGCAGGUUUAUCGUCAGUUGUAAUAUCAUUUUUAAUGUCUACCUACCAUAAUGUGAUAAUAGCCUACGCAAUCUACUAUUUCUUCUCGGCAUUCCGAUCGGAACAACCAUGGUCACGUUGUGACAACUCAUGGAAUUCGCCGCGCUGUUGGCUGCCUAGUUAUGGGUCCAUCGAUAAUCGAACUCGGCCGAAUCUGACGAGAACACCAUCUGAGGACUUCUUCGACAACAAGGUCCUGCAAAUUAGUAGUGGCAUCGAAGAGCCGGGGAUUUUGAGAUGGGAGCUCGUGGCGUGCUUGAUAACUGCAUGGAUCAUGGUAUAUUUUUCCAUCUGGAAGUCCAUUAAGUCAUCAGCACAAGUGAGAUACCUGACAGCAACGCUGCCUUUUCUCUUAAUCGUGGUCUUCCUCACGCGAUCCCUCACUCUGGAGGGAGCCGCAAAAGGUCUGCAAUUCUUUUUCCAUCCACGCUGGGAAUUGCUUGGCGAUGCAAAGGUCUGGAUUAACGCCGCGGCGCAAGUCUUCAAUUCUGUAGGAAUCGCUUUUGGCUCAAUGAUAUGUUUUGCGAGUUACAACCGAUUCCACAACACAAUUCUGGUAGAUACCAUUGCCGUUUCACUCAUAAACGCCUUCAGUAGUUUACUAGUUGGAAUAUUCUCGUUCGCCACAAUCGGCAAUAUAGCGCUGGAGCAAAACAUGUCUGUCGAUGCUGUCCUAACCGAUGGACCUGGUCUAGUCUUCGUCAUCUAUCCGCAAGCGCUAGCCAAGAUGCCAGCUUCUCAACUCUGGGCUGUGCUAUUUUUCUUUAUGCUGGUUUGCCUUUCGUUAAACAGUCAAUUUGCCGUUGUUGAAGUGGUAGUUACGUCAAUCCAAGACGGUUUCCCGAAUUGGGUGAAGCGUCAUCUUCUCUGCCACGAAGUGCUGGUCCUCCUCAUAUGCGUCAUUUCGUUCUUAUUUGGAUUGCCAAAUAUUACGCAGGGCGGUAUUUAUUUUUUUCAACUAAUAGAUCAUUACGCCGCAUCGAUGUCUAUCAUGUUCUUGGCGUUCUUCGAAGUAAUUGCCAUCUCGUGGCUUUACGGCGUACGGCGACUGUGCAAUAACGUCAAGGAGAUGACUGGACGUUUACCUUCGAAAUACUUCCGAUUCUGUUGGUUCCUUGCUGCGCCUCUUCUUAUAAUGGCUGUAUGGGUGUUCAGUUUAAUUGAUUAUGAGCCGCCGACCUACCAUAACGGUGAUUACACAUAUCCAUGGUGGGCAGAAGCGAUCGGAUGGGGCAUCGCAUCUCUCUCUUUAAUUUGCAUACCCGCUUUUGCCGUUUAUGUAUUCGUCAGAGCGGAUGGUGCGACGUUUGCUGAAAGAUUCAAAAAUUCCAUCAAACCACACUUCGAGGCGUGUAAAGUUUGCGGACAGGAAUACUGCAUGGAGCCUAUGCACAAUCUGCCAGAACCGCCAGAGGAUAUGCUCAAGGAGCCACAAACGGACGUGAAUACAUCCAUACAACUGAAUUCCUACAAUCAAAUGAAGCUUCAAACGUGAUAAUAUCGACUCGCAGGAACGACUCGCUUUUCACGGUUGCGCUUAAUCUAUAGGAUGCCAAAACAUUUUGAGAAACAAUUAACAAGAAAUGUCAUUCGCUCGUGUAUUUUUAUCGUCGGUUAUUGCGAUAACUAUCGUGGCAGUCAACAUUCCAUAUUUAUAAUCUCGUUAUAAGGAUGAUAAUCACUUGCGAAAGAGUCAUUAGGAUAAGAAUAUAUCUGUUAUAUACUUCUCAUAAAAUGUUAUUACUUCUUGUAAACUGUUACUCUUUACGCCAUUGUCAUGUGAUAAACUAUAUAGACAAGCACUGAUUUGACAUAAGAGUAUAUUUCUGUAUAUAUCACAGUCAAUACGCAAUCUAAUGUGUACAACAUCGUUAACCAUAAUUUUAAUAAAUUAUUAUAUAUUG